Messenger RNA from Sinocyclocheilus rhinocerous, 4579 nucleotides. RefSeq names its product mediator of RNA polymerase II transcription subunit 14-like. Gene Ontology annotation, biological process: regulation of transcription by RNA polymerase II. The transcript is spliced from 30 exons. Gene Ontology annotation, cellular component: mediator complex; core mediator complex. Bases 219 to 4388 code for a protein of 1389 amino acids. NCBI's taxonomy places the organism in Eukaryota, Metazoa, Chordata, Actinopteri, Cypriniformes, Cyprinidae. Gene Ontology annotation, molecular function: transcription coregulator activity. The record is from RefSeq and is a predicted model, not a curated record.
UUUCCUGCUUCAGCUCCAGUGGGUGAUGGCGGGGCUCCAUCUCUCCACAUCCAACACGUUACAGACUCAUUUCUUCUUUUCUUCAUGGGUUGAAAUUGUUUCCGCCGCUUAUAAACAUUAGGACGAACGUGUGAUAAUAUUCUCUCAAACUAGUUUGCGGUAAACGCGAGUGGAAAGUGUCGGAUCCGUGGCCGUACAUCGCUGCCGUUGUAUUUAAAAUGGCUCCAGUUCAAAUCGGUUCGGACGGGCAGCUGGUCCCCGCCGGGGGUCCGAGCUCAGCCCCGCAGCCUCCUCCGGGAGCUCCGGCCACUCAAGGAGUCCGGCUGAGCCUCCUGAUCGAGUUCCUGCUGCAGCGAACCUACCAUGAGAUCACUCUCCUGGCUGAGCUACUUCCUCGAAAAACAGACAUGGAAAGGAAAAUUGAAAUUGUUCAGUUUGCCAGUCGGACACGGCAGCUCUUCGUACGUCUGCUUGCUCUUGUGAAAUGGGCAAGUAAUGCUGGGAAGGUGGAGAAAUGUGCGAUGAUCUCAUCAUUUCUGGAUCAGCAAGCAUAUUUAUUUGUUGACACGGCCGAUCGACUGGCAUCACUGGCCAGGGACGCCUUGGUACAUGCACGUUUGCCUAGUUUUGCCAUCCCUUUCGCCAUUGAUGUAUUGACCACAGGGUCUUAUCCGCGUCUGCCCACCUGUAUCCGAGACAAAAUUAUUCCUCCUGACCCUAUAACCAAAGCAGAAAAGCAGACAACGCUAAAUCAGCUCAAUCAAAUCCUGAGACACAGACUAGUCACCACUGACUUGCCACCGCAGCUGGCCAACUUAACUGUGGCCAAUGGGCGAGUAAAGUUUCCCAUACUGUGCUAUGGACGGGCAUUGGUCCACAGCAUGCAGGUGAAUUAUAUCCACGAGUUGGUGCAGUCCCGACUGUUUGGAGAUGACAAGCCUCUUCAGGACAUGUACAACUGCCUCCACUCGUUUUGCCUAUCACUACAGCUGGAGGUGUUGCACUCCCAGACUCUGAUGUUGAUCAGAGAGCGGUGGGGUGAUCUAGUGCAGGUCGAGCGCUACGUCCCUGCCAAGUGCCUCACGUUGUCUGUCUGGAAUCAACAGGUCCUGGGUAGAAAGACUGGCACUGCACCUGUGCACAAGGUCACCAUCAGAAUUGAUGAGACUGAUGGAUCCAAGCCAUUACAGAUCUCCCACGAGCCUCCACUCCCUGCCUGUGAUUCCAGAUUAAUGGAAAGAGCCAUGAGGAUUGAUCAUCUCUCAGUUGAAAAGCUUUUGAUCGAUAGUGUACAUGCCCGCUCACAUCAGAAACUGCAAGAACUCAAAGCCAUCCUAAAAAGUAGCAACCCUAGUGAUAACUCCUUCAUAGAGACUGCACUGCCCACACUAGUCAUACCAAUCCUGGAGCCCUGCGGCCGAUCGGAGUGCCUCCACAUAUUUGUCGAUUUGCAUUCAGGAAUGUUUCAGCCAAUGCUCUAUGGAGUUGAUCAGUCAAUGUUAGACGACAUUGAGAAGAAUAUUAAUGAUGAUAUGAAGCGCAUCGUCACAUGGAUACAGCAGCUAAAAUUCUGGUUGGGUGAGCAGAGAUGUCGACAGUCUGUGAAACAUCUUCCCACACUGUGCACAGACACUCUCCACCUAUCUAACUUAACCACGCAUCCUGUGGGCAACCUGUCAAAACAUCGCCUCUUCAUCAAACUCACUCGCCUCCCACAAUACUAUAUUGUGGUCGAGAUGUUUGAUGUGUCCAACAAUCUGACAGAGCUCCAGUAUAAGUACUACUUCCUGUCUGUGAGUCCGAUUGAGAGUGAGGAUGGGCUGCCUUCUGCUCAGCUGCUGCAGCAGUUUAAGUCCAACCUGAAGGAGCUUGUGCAGGACAUUUCAUCUGGACGAAUGGCUCGUCCUGGGUCCAAGAGAAAGUUGUCAGGAGAGCAAAGUGCCAUUGAACCGAAGAAACCCAAGAGGUCAGGAGAGAUGUGUGCCUUCAAUAAGGAGCUGGCCCACUUGGUAGCCAUGUGUGACACCAACAUGCCCCUCAUCGGAUUACGCUGUGAGUUGUCCAAUAUGGAGAUUCCUCACCAAGGGGUUCAGGUCGAAGGAGACGGCUGUAGCCACGCCAUACGUAUUCUGAAAGUUCCACCUUGUAAAGGAGUGAGUGAGGAAACGAGAAAAGCUCUAGAGCGCUCCCUGCUGGACUGUACGUUCAGACUACAGGGCCGGAAUAAUCGCACCUGGGUGGCAGAAUUGGUUUUCUCCGGUUGUCCACUCAACAGCACAGCCAACAAAGAUCAAGCUUCUGCGCGGCAUGUCUACCUGACUUAUGAGAAUCCCCUUUCGGAGCCGGUGGGUGGCAGGAAGGUGGUGGAGAUGUUCUUGAACGACUGGAACAGCAUUAGUCAGCUUUAUGAAUGUGUGCUGGAGUUCUCAUGCGCUUUACCUGAAAUGCCCUCCUAUUUGAGCCUUUUCUCAGAGAUACGGCUGUACAAUUAUCGGAAGCUGGUUCUAUGUUAUGGCAGCACCAAAGGCAGCUCGGUGACGAUACAGUGGAACUCUGCAUCCCAGCGUUACCAUCUGGCCCUGGGGACUGUGGGGCCCAAUUCAGGCUGUAGCAACUGUCACAACAUAAUUCUCCACCAACUUCAAGAGAUGUUCAACAAGACACCCAAUGUAGUACAACUUCUACAGGGCCUCUCAGACACUCAAGCUCCUCUAAAUGCCAUCAACAAGCUACCCACAGUGCCUAUGCUGGGUCUCACCCAAAGGACCAAUACGGCGUACCAGUGCUUCUCCAUCCUGCCUCAGUCACCCACUCACAUCCGGCUGGCCUUCCGCAACAUGUACUGCAUUGACAUCUACUGCCGUAGCAGAGGUGUGGUGGCCAUCCGUGACGGGGCCUAUAGUCUUUUUGACAACACCAAGAUAGUUGAAGGUUUCUACCCCGCCCCAGGACUAAAGACGUUCUUGAACAUGUUUGUGGAUAGUAACCAAGACGCCCGCAGACGCUCGGUCAAUGAAGACGACAACCCUCCCUCCCCGAUAAGCAUGGACGACACCUUCAUGCCCCACACCCAGACGCAGCCUCCAGGCAGAGGGGUUUAUCCACCCCUCACAUCGCCCCCCAACCCGUACCACGUGCCUCCCUCACCGUCCAUGAUAACAACACAGUCUCCAGGGAACAUCCACGCAGCUAAUUCCCCUAGCGGAGCUCUGCGGGCCCCUUCUCCCUAUGGGCCCACCCCUUCUCCUUCCUCUCUGGGCAUUUCUAUGGGGCAGACCUCCAACUUUGCUAGCCCACAUGGAACUCUUGACCCCAGUUCACCGUACACGAUGGUGUCCGCCAGUCCAAGGGUCGGACCAUGGCCAGGUUCUCCGCAGGUCUCUGGACCCUCCCCAGGGGCCCGAAUCCCUGGCAUGUCACCAGGCAACCCUUCUUUGCACUCACCUAUUCCAGAUCCAUCCCACUCCCCUCGAGCUGGCACCAGUUCACAGGCAAUGCCCCCACCCCGUAAACUGCCACAGCGGUCCUGGGCCGCUUCUAUUCCCACCAUCCUCACCCACAGCAAACUACAUGUUCUGCUUCUGCCGUCAUCCAUUCCAUGCCCAGUGCCAGGGCUGGCGGGCAGCUACCUGUGCUCACCUCUGGAGCGCUUCCUGGGCUCUGUCAUCAUGAGGCGGCACCUACAGAGAAUCAUACAGUUAGAACCCAAUCUCACUAUUGUGAACUCCAACGAGCCAGGCGUUAUCAUGUUUAAGACAGAAGUGCUUAAAUGUAGAGUGGCUCUCAACCCCAAAACCUACCAGACUCUGCAGCUGAAAGUCACACCAGAAAACACUGGACCCUGGUCGCAGGAGGAGCUGCAGGUCCUGGAGAAGUUCUUUGAGACCAGGGUUGCAGGACCACCCUUUAAAUACAACACACUAAAUGCCUUUACAAAGCUGUUGGGAGCUCCAACCAACAUACUCAGAGACUGUGUUCGCAUCAUGAAACUGGAGUUGUUCCCAGACCAAGCGGCCCAGCUGAAUUGGAAUGUGCAGUUCUGUCUGACCAUCCCACCCAGCGCUCCUCCCAUCGCCCCACCAGGAACCAUUGCUGUGGUGCUUAAGACCAAGAUGCUCUUCUUUCUCCAGCUGACCCAGAGGCUACCGGUACCCCAGGAGCCCGUCAGCAUCAUAGUGCCUAUUGUGUAUGACAUGGCUACUGGACUGACCCAGCAGGCUGAUAUCCCCCGCCAGCACAGCUCCUCGGGAGCCGCGGCCCUGAUGGUCAGCUCCAUCCUCAGGAGGUUCAAUGAGCACCAUCCACCACGACAAGGAGAGUGCACAAUAUUUGCAGCGGUUCAUGAGCUCAUGGCUAAUCUCACGCUGAACCCUGUUGGACGGUCAUGACUUGUUGUCUCUUAGGAAACUUCUCCAGACGAUCAGUAAAUAACUCGAGGGAAAUUCAGGUUUUCUGCUACAGCCGAUGGACUCUUCUGCUGGUGUAUCAUAUUGUCAUAAAAGGGAGCAGAAAUAUGAUGGAACUUUUUUUUUAUUGUAUUAUGAAGCAUGUAAAUUAAUAAUUGUGACAAAAGCAGGAC